Molecule: messenger RNA, 1920 nt
Organism: Scatophagus argus
Lineage: Eukaryota; Metazoa; Chordata; Actinopteri; Scatophagidae
Product: chemerin-like receptor 1
Exons: 2
Coding region: 184-1299 (371 amino acids)
Biological process (GO): inflammatory response; positive regulation of cytosolic calcium ion concentration; complement receptor mediated signaling pathway
Cellular component (GO): plasma membrane
Molecular function (GO): G protein-coupled receptor activity; complement receptor activity
Source: RefSeq, a predicted model, not a curated record
UUAUGUUGAUAUAUUUAUAAUAAUUAAUAUUAUUAUUUAUUUAGUCGUGAUCGGCUCCUCCUCACAGUGGGCGGUCGUUACUAAGCACAUGUAUAUAUAAGCUCAGUUUGAUCACUUUGAUUAUUUCUCCUACGGUUUCAUUUUCAGCUACCUGCAAAACUUUGACUGAGUUCUCAGGCAACGAUGAAAAAUAUCUUUUUCCAUAACAUCAUUAAGACACAUGUGGGUGGAGCAGAUGACCCUGUGUAUGAUGAAUAUGCUGAGCUGGAAAGGUCUUUCCGCAUCAUGUCUAUCGUUGUUUACACCCUGGACUUUGUUCUUGGUGUGCUUGGGAAUGGAGUGGUUAUCUGGGUGACCGGGUUCAAGAUGAAGAAAACAGUUAACACCAUUUGGUUCCUCAACCUUGCUGUGGCCGACUUCCUCUUCACUGCAUUCAUGCCCCUGAAUGUGACAUACCUGGCUUUGACUUUUCACUGGCCUUUCGGCGAGUUCAUGUGCAAACUGAACAGCACAUUAAACUCUCUGAACCUGUUUGCCAGCGUCUACUUUCUGGUGGUGAUCAGUGUGGACAGAUGUGUGUCCGUGGUGUGGCCCGUCUGGGCCCAGAAUCACAGAAAUGUACGCAAGGCAUCCUGGGUAAGCCUGGGUGUUUGGGUACUGGCUCUGAUCCUCAGCAUUCCAUACUUCGUCUUCAGGGACACUGAAGAAAUUAGUGAAGACCAAACCCUUUGUUUCAACAACUUUGCGUUGUCUGAUGAUUAUGAAACACCUUCAGUGAAUCAGCUGCGACAGUUUCGUCAGCAGGCCAUUACCAUCACCCGCUUCCUGCUGGGAUUUGUUGUCCCCUUCACUGUCAUUGUCUCCUGUUAUGCUGUAAUAAUCCAUCGUCUCAGGAGAAACCGCACCCUGGCCAGCCAGUCCAGUCGUCCCUUUAAGAUCAUUGCUGCUGUUAUCAUCACAUUUUUCCUGUGCUGGGCUCCAUAUCACAUCAUGGCUCUAAUUGAGUUGGCAGCUCACACAGGCACUAAUCAAAGUCGAGUUUUUCAUUAUGCCAUCGUCAUUGGGAUCGCUAUAACUACCAGCCUGGCCUUUAUCAACAGUUGCCUGAACCCACUGCUGUAUGUCUUCAUGGGCCAAGAUUUUAAAGAUAAAGUCCGCAAAUCCAUCCUGAACGUACUGGAGACUGUCUUCCACGACGACCUUGCUCUCACUCUGAUACAAAGUCAACGGACAUCAGUCAGGGCAAAGACAAGCAAGUUCUUGAUAAUAAAGUUUAAGAGCGUCCACAGUAUGAGUUGAAAAUGUACAUAUGAAAUAAUUCUGGCACAAAUGUAAAUGUAUGUAUCAAAAUCAUUUUUUUCUUUUUGUUUUCUUUGCCUUCAUGCAAGAACCCCCAAGCUAAGCUGUAAAAAUGAUUCUAUUUUGAAUCACUGAAACCUUUAAUUUGCAUGAAUUUUACUCUGUGUUUGACCAACUGAUUCUGCUAUCAAAGAAUACCAACUUAUAUGCCUACAUUAUUUAAAAUAAUAAAUUGAUGGUAAUAUUUUGUGUCAAGUCAAAUCAAGUGAAGUCAGUUUUAUUUCUGUAUCCCAAAAUCACAAACCACAAUACAACCUCUAUCCUUAGACCUUCAAAUUUGAGUAAGAAAAAAUUCCUUCUUGCUGUCUGACUCUAGAUAUUACCUGCACAGACCAGACCACUGAAAUCACAGAACAUGUGCCACAUGUCACAUGUUCUGUGCUAUUUUACAAUGUGCUGUGAUGCCUAGAAUGUAAUUGAUUACAUUAAUUGGGCAGUCGUAGAUCAGCGGUUAGGGUGUCGGACCCGUAACCGGUGGAUCCCUGGUUCGAUUCCCCGUCCCGGUGUCCAUGGCUGAGGUACCCUUGAGCAAGGUACCUAACCCCCACUGCUCCCCGGGCG